GACCGUGGACCAUGCAGGCGGCCUCGGCGCUGAGGUUCCUGCUCCUGGCCCUGGCGGGGGCCGCGGCCGGGGACGAGGCCCGAGAGGCGGAGGCCGUGCGGGCGCUGCUGGCCCGACUGCUGGGACCCGGGCCGGCGGCCGCCUUCUCGGUGUCGGUGGAGCGCGCCCUGGCGGCCGAGUCCGGCCUGGACACCUACCGCCUGAGCGGCGGCGGCGCCGGGGCGCGAGUGCGGGUGCUCGGCUCCACGGGCGUGGCCGCUGCCGCCGGCCUGCACCGCUACCUGCGCGACUUCUGCGGCUGCCACGUGGCCUGGUCGGGCUCUCAGCUGCACCUGCCGCAGCCGCUGCCCGCCGUGCCCGAGGAGCUGACCGAGGCCACGCCCAACAGGUACCGCUAUUACCAGAACGUGUGCACCCACAGCUACUCCUUCGUGUGGUGGGACUGGGCCCGCUGGGAACAGGAGAUUGACUGGAUGGCACUGAAUGGCAUCAACUUGGCGCUGGCCUGGAGCGGCCAGGAGGCCAUCUGGCAGCGGGUGUACCUGGCCUUGGGCCUGACCCAGGCCGAGAUCGACGAGUACUUCACUGGUCCUGCCUUCCUGGCCUGGGAACGCAUGGGCAACCUGCACACCUGGGGUGGCCCCCUGCCCCACUCCUGGCACCUCAAGCAGCUCUACCUGCAGCAUCGGAUCCUGGACCGGAUGCGCUCCUUCGGCAUGAUUCCCGUGCUGCCGGCUUUCGCAGGGCAUGUCCCCAAGGCUAUAACCAGGGUGUUCCCUCAGGUCAACGUCACCCAGAUGGGCAGCUGGGGACACUUUAACUGCUCCUACUCCUGCUCCUUCCUCCUGGCUCCUGAAGACCCCCUGUUCCCUGUCGUGGGGAGCCUCUUCCUGCGGGAGCUGACCAAAGAGUUUGGCACAGAUCACAUCUACGGGGCCGACACGUUCAAUGAGAUGCAGCCCCCAUCCUCGGAGCCCUCCUACCUCGCCGCAGCCACUGCCGCCGUCUACCAGGCCAUGGUCGCAGUGGACCCUGACGCCGUGUGGCUCCUCCAAGGCUGGCUCUUCCAGCACCAGCCCCAGUUCUGGGGCCCAGCCCAGGUGGAGGCUGUGCUCCGGGCAGUGCCCCGUGGCCGCCUCCUCGUUCUGGACCUGUUUGCUGAGAGCCAGCCCGUGUACGUCCGCUCAGCCUCCUUCCAGGGCCAGCCCUUCAUCUGGUGCAUGCUGCAUAACUUUGGGGGCAACCACGGCCUGUUUGGGGCCCUGGAGGCCGUGAACCGAGGCCCCGCAGCCGCCCGCCUCUUCCCCAACUCCACCAUGGUAGGCACGGGCAUGGCCCCUGAAGGCAUUGGCCAGAACGAAGUGGUCUAUGCCCUCAUGGCUGAGCUGGGCUGGCGGAAGGGCCCAGUGGCAGAUUUGGGGGCCUGGGUGACCAGCUUUGCGGCCCGGCGGUAUGGGGUCUCCCAUGAAGGCGCAGAGGCAGCAUGGAGGCUGCUUCUCAGGAGUGUCUACAACUGCUCCGGCGAGGCCUGCAGUGGCCACAAUCGCAGCCCACUGGUCAGGCGGCCGUCCCUACAGAUGGUAACCACUGUCUGGUACAACCGAUCGGAUGUGUUUGAGGCCUGGCGGCUGCUGCUGACAGCCUCCCCCACUCUGGCCACCAGCCCGUCCUUCCGCUACGACCUGGUGGACCUCACUCGCCAGGCGGUCCAGGAGCUGGUCAGCUUGUACUAUGAGGAGGUGAGGACCGCCUACCUGAACAAGGAGCUGGUCCCCCUGCUGAGGGCGGCAGGCAUCCUGGCCUACGAGCUUCUGCCCUCCCUGGACAGCAUACUGGCUAGCGAUAGCCACUUCCUGCUGGGCAGCUGGCUGGAGCAGGCCCGGGCAGCCGCGGUCAGUGAGGCCGAGGCCCAUUUCUAUGAACAGAACAGCCGCUACCAGCUAACCCUUUGGGGGCCAGAGGGCAACAUUCUAGACUACGCCAACAAGCAGCUGGCAGGGCUGGUGGCCGACUACUACGCCCCCCGCUGGCGACUCUUCCUGGAGACGCUGGUUGACAGCCUGGUCCAAGGCACCCCCUUCCAGCAGCACCAGUUUGAGAAGCAGGCCCUCCAGCUGGAGCAGACCUUUGCCCUCAGCACACGGAGGUACCCCAGCCAGCCCCAAGGCGACACUGUGGACCUGGCCAAGAAGCUCUUCCUCAAAUAUUACCCCCGCUGGGUGGCAGGCUCCUUGUGACAGAUUAACCACCCUGGGCCAUGUUCUCCCCAAACUCCAAGCCAGGCAGGCUCCUGGGGUCUGGAGCUGGGCAAGCAGCACUGGAGGUCCCCAAGCCUGGGCGAAGGGACUCAGACCUGCCGGUUGGAUCGAGGUUAGGAGAUUUGGAGGGAAGUGAGCUGCCCUCCCCCGCCACCCCAAAUUUGGGACCAAAGUACUGUCUUCAUACAACUUAAUAAACUGGUGAAUCCCCUGG
Eptesicus fuscus (big brown bat) is the source of this 2472-nucleotide messenger RNA. RefSeq names its product N-acetyl-alpha-glucosaminidase (gene NAGLU). The record is from RefSeq and is a predicted model, not a curated record. The coding region runs from base 12 to 2237 and encodes 741 amino acids. NCBI's taxonomy places the organism in Eukaryota, Metazoa, Chordata, Mammalia, Chiroptera, Vespertilionidae. The transcript is spliced from 6 exons.